GGGAUCGCUCCGGCCCGGCCGUCACCGGCGAGCCCCGGCGCCGUGGAUCCUGCUCCCCUGUGGAUCAGAUGUCGUGAGCCGUUUCUGGGCUGAGCUGGUUUUCCAGUGCGUCAGGAAGCAUGGAGCACCAAGCAUCCAUCAUGUCCGACUGGGUGCUCCUCGGGCUGAUCGUGGCGCUGGUCAUGCUGCUGCUGCUGACCAUCUUCGGUUUCGUUGUCUACUCGGGGCUCUUCACGGAGGUGGUUGUAAGUGCUGGCUCCCCGCCUGUCAGCAACAUCACGCUGGCCUACAAGUUCAGGGUGGGCCCGUAUGGCGAAUCUGGGCAGCUCUUCACAGAUGGCUGCAGCAUCUCUUCGAAGCUCUGCUCCAUCGGUGUCUACUACGACAACCCUCACACGGUGCCUCCAGAGAAGUGCCGCUUCGCUAUAGGCCGAAUCCUGAGCGAGGGAGACGCAAAGCCAUCGGAAGAGCAGAUCAAGCGGUUCCAGAAGUAUGGCUUCAAGAUCUUCUCCUUCCCUGCUCCCAGCCACGUGGUCAUGGCGACCUUCCCGUUCACUACGCCGUUGUCCAUCCAUCUAGCAGUCAACCGUGUCCACCCAGCCCUUGACACCUACAUCAAGGAGAGGAAGCUGUGUGCCCACCCCCGGAUCGAGAUCUACAAGGAGGACCGCAUCUACUUCGUGUGUCCCCUUGCCCGCCAAGGGGACUUCUACGUGCCUGAAAUGAAAGAACUGGAGAGGAAGAGCAGGGCUGCUGCAGCUGAGGCUGAGGAUGCCCAGACAGACAUCACAGGGGCCGACACCAUGAGUGAGACGAGCUCUAUCAGCAUGGAGGCCACAACUGACAGCAGAGACACCUCAGUGGCCACCUCCAUCCUGCUGCCCUUCCCAGCCAGCCGUGGCCGGGAGGAGGCGGACAACCGCAGCGAGCACAGCUACAGCGAGUCCGGAGCCAGUGGCUCCUCCUUCGAGGAGCUGGACCUGGAGGUCACCGGGGACGGGGAGGGAGCCCCAGGCCUGCUGCCCAACAUGGGCUAUGCGGGCAACCAGGAGGUCACAGAUAAGUGGACCAAGGAGCCCAUUGCUGCUGAGAGAGGAGAAGAGUGAAGUGGAGACCUGGCUGUCUCGCCUUCCACCGGGGUCUGAGUUACUGGGAACCAGUUGCCUUUCCCACCUCCUUCCUCUCCAGCCAAGAGAUUUUGGUCGCUGACUCCCCCCGGGACCCACUCUCCCUCUUUGCAGAAAGGGUGUUUGACCGUUCUGGGGACACCGGGAG
This is a messenger RNA of Gavia stellata (red-throated loon), 1275 nucleotides long. RefSeq names its product testis expressed 264, ER-phagy receptor (gene TEX264). The transcript is spliced from 6 exons. The record is from RefSeq and is a predicted model, not a curated record. The coding region runs from base 120 to 1106 and encodes 328 amino acids. Gene Ontology annotation, biological process: protein-DNA covalent cross-linking repair; reticulophagy. Gene Ontology annotation, cellular component: replication fork; endoplasmic reticulum membrane; nucleus. Lineage: Eukaryota; Metazoa; Chordata; Aves; Gaviiformes; Gaviidae.